UAAGCUCCCAGGUGCCCAGUGCGCACCCAGCCACAGAGAAGUGGGUGACUUAGGAGUAUCCUCUCCACUUCUGACCCCUAGUUUCGUCCGCGCACAACUUGCUCAAAAUGGGCAACUCACUAAGCAUAUUUUGUUCCUGGUUCCGCCGCAGGUCCCGGCGAGGCCAUCGGCAACGUGCUCGUCUCAGCGUAUUUUGUUCCUGGUUCCACCACAGGUCCCCGCCAUGCCAUUGGCAACCUGCUCGUGUUAUCCGUGAGGCCUUCCCAGCUGGCAGGGCUCACCCUGCGGCUCCUGCACCUAUGCCUGCCUCGAGAACCCUGGGCUGUUCCCGAUUCCUCUUCUACCCUCAGCGACAUCCUGGGCCUUCUUUUCCAGCCAGGUGGGACGGCGCCCCUACGAGGCUGUGUCUUCUCCCUCGGAACAGGGGCACCCCACCGAGGGUCCCGCCUCCUGUGGUCUGGAGCCCCCCCUCAAGGAAGAAACCCGUGCUGUCUGCUCGCAACUCCAUGAUGUUCGGACACCCCAGCACCGUGAGGAUCCCUCGCCUCAGACGCACGUUUAACCUCCGACUGCCUUCAUUAGAUGAGCAGGUGAUCCCAGCCAGGCUCCCGAAGACGGAGGUGAGGGCAGAAGAGCCCAAAGAAGCAACGGAGGUGAAAGACCAGGUAGAGACGCAGGGGCAGGAGGACAAUAAAAGGGGCCCUUGUAGCAAUGGGGAAGCAGCCUCCACCUCUAGGCCCCUGGAGACUCAGGGAAACCUCACUUCCUCCUGGUGCAGUCCCAGGCCCUCGGACGGAAAUGCCCACCUCAAGAGCUUGACAGAAAAGAACCAGAGUGACAAGGCCCAGGUGCAUGCAGUGAGUUUCUACUCCAAGGACCAUGGAGUUUCCAGCUCACACAGCCCUGCUGGAGGCAUCCUUCCCUUUGGGAAGCCUGACCCAGCUCCAACAGUGCUCCCUGCCCCAGUUCCGGGCUGCUCCCUGUGGCCAGAGAAGGCAGCCUUGAAGGUGCUGGGUAAAGACCACCUGCCCAGCUCUCCAGGCUUGCUGAUCGCGGGGAAGGACAUGCAGCUCAAAGAUCCUGCAGCCCUUCUUGGAUCAAGUAGCUCUUCUCCACCCAGAGCUGCCGGCCACGGGUCCCGCAAAAGAAAGCUGUCAGGGCCACCACUGCAGCUGCAUCCCACCCCUCCCCUGCAACUGAGGUGGGAUAGAAACGAGCGGGCCCCACCCGCUAAGCUUCCCUGCCUAUCUCCUGAGGCACUGUUAGAGCUGGGUCAGGCUUCCCAAAGGGAAGGACACCUCCAGCUGGGCAACAUGGAUAAGAACAUGGGGGUGUUAAGUAGAACAUCAAAAUCCAGGAGACGAAAACAGCCGCUUGGGAGGAGAAAGAAGAUACGGCAGCGCAGGCGCGGUGGCUCACGCCUGUAAUCCAGCACUCUGGGAGGCCGAGGCGGUGGAUCAGGAGGUCAAGAGAUCAAGACCUGAAGAGCAUCUCUGCCUGGUCCCCGCACCAUCUGGGCAGUGAGGAGCAUCUCUGCCUGGGCCCCGCCCCGUCUGGGCAGUGACGAGCGCCUCUGCCUGGCCCCCCGCCCGGUGUGGGCAGUGAGGAGCGCUCUGCCCCGCUGCCUCACAGUCUGGAAAGAGAAGAGCACCUCUUUCUGGCCGCCGUCCCAUCUUGGCAGUAAGAAGCGCCUCUGCUCGGCCCCCUCACCGUCUCUGUCCGGCCCCCUCACCGUCUGGGAAAUGAGGAGCGCCUCUGCCAGGCCACCACCGCGUCUGCGAAGUGAGGAGCCCUUCUGCCUGGCCUCCGCCCUGUCUAGGCAAUGAGGAGCACCUCUGCCCGGGCCCCUCACCAUUUGUUAAGGGAGGAGCGCCUCUGCCCAGCCCCUGCACCCUCUGGGAAGUGAGGAGCGCUUCUGCCCGGCCACCGCCCUGUCUGGGAAGUGAGGAGCACCUCUGCUCGGCCCCCUCACCAUCUGGGAAGCGAGGAGCGUCUCUGCCGGGCUGCUGUGCAGCCCUCCAGGUGUGAAGUGACAGUCUUGUGUGUGAUUUUUCUGCCCUUCCCAACUUUGUAUUUUUGACAUUAAAGCUUUUAAUUAAAAAAAAAGAGAUCGAGACCAUUCUGGCCACCAUGGUGAAACUCCAUCUCUACCGAAAAUACAAAAAUUAGCCGGGCAUGGUGGCU
Macaca mulatta (Rhesus monkey) is the source of this 2184-nucleotide messenger RNA. RefSeq names its product putative UPF0607 protein ENSP00000382826. NCBI's taxonomy places the organism in Eukaryota, Metazoa, Chordata, Mammalia, Primates, Cercopithecidae. The record is from RefSeq and is a predicted model, not a curated record.